AAUACAGUUUUGUCUUUUAGGCUGGCAGCCUCGUUGGUUUCUUCUCUGUGGUGGUAUCUUGUCCUACUAUGAUUCUCAGGAAGAUGCCUGGAAGGGCUGCAAAGGAAGCAUCCAAAUGGCUGUGUGUGAAAUUCAAGUUCAUCCUGCAGAUAAUACACGAAUGGACCUGAUCAUCCCAGGGGAACAAUACUUCUAUCUGAAAGCAAGAAAUGCAGUUGAGAGGCAAAAGUGGCUGGUUGCACUAGGAACUGCCAAAGCCUGUCUGACAGACAGCAGGACACAAAAGGAAAAAGAGUUCACUGAAAACACAGAAGCCUUGAAGACUAAAAUGUCUGAACUUAGACUAUACUGUAACCUUCUUGUUCAGCAAGUGCAUAAAACUAAGGAAGCCAGCAUUUCUGCUGUAUCAGAUCCUGAGAGUGGGAUCGAUGUGGGAGCUCUUUUGAAAUCGACGUGUGACACCUUCCUGAAGACUCUUGAAGAAUGUAUGCAGAUUGCAAAUACUGCCUUUACUUCUGAGUUAUUACAUCAGACCCCUCCUGGAUCCCCACACUUAGCAGUUCUCAGAACAAACAAGAUAAAACACUCGAUCUUGUCCAGUCACACCUCAACAGAAAGACAGAUGGAAUUGAACCCCUGUGAAAACGGCUCUGUAAAAGCAGAAAUUAACCAGCAAGAGCAAACCUUUAUAAAAAGUCUAGCAUGUUUAAACUUGGAAAUAAAUGAGGGGAGCAGAGAUGUUUCUGUUGAGGAUCAUAUUGAAGAAGAUUCGGCAGGCAUGAAGAAAGAUGGAGAGAACAAGCUGCAAGCUGUAGGAAGCCUUGAUUCCCAGAAGUUCCUGCAGUCAGAAACAAACUCUUUAAGUGGAUUGACUCUGUGUGAAGAAGAUGAAAAUGAAAAUGGGUUUCCUACUUUCUUCAGUGUCAUGAGCAAUAGGUUCAGUGAUAUUGAACUUCAGGAGGAAGAGGGCAUACCAACAGAAGAGUUUCUGGAGUCAUGUUAUGCAAUUGUGCCCGUUCUGGACAAGUUGGGACCAACUGUUUUUGCUCCUGUUAAAAUGGAUUUUGUAGGUAACAUCAAGAAAAUAAAUCAGAAAUUUAUAACCAACAAAGAAGAGUUUGAUACCCUGCAGAAGAUAGUGCUCCAUGAAGUCAGUGCAGGUGUAGCACAAGUUAGAAACUCUGCUACAGAGGCACUCCUAUGGCUGAAAAGAGGCUUAAAGUUCUUGAAAGGGUUUUUGACAGAAGUGAAGAAUGGAGAAAAGAAUAUCCAAACAGCUCUGAACAAUGCUUAUGGAAAGACAUUACGGCAGCACCAUGGUUGGGUUGUCCGUGGGGUCUUUGCGUUAGCUUUAAGGGCAGCUCCAACAUACGAAGACUUCGUAGCAGCUCUGUCUGUAGAAGACUGUGAUCCUCAGGAGGAAACAUUUUACAAAGCAAUGCAGAGGGACCUCAACAUUUACUUACCAGCCAUGGAAAAGCAGCUAAAUAUCUUGGACACUCUCUAUGAGUGCAGCAUCUCUAAAAGUAUUAGAGAUCUUCACCAUGAGCACAUGUAGCGGGUGAUUUGAGCUUCCACAGGGAACCAGCCUUGGAACUAGCCGUUGUGUUCUGUCCCAGCUACCUGUUUAUAGCACAUUUUCCCUUCUGGCUCCUGAUAGUGAGCCAAAUCUAAAGGAAAUUUCUCCUAGUGCCCUCCACAACAAGAUGCUCCUGCCUGUAUUGCUUGAGAUGAGUGUGCUGCAACAUAUGUUGUGGUGCAGGAAGGAAAAGUGUGUGCAUGACAAGACUGUGAGCAUGGAGUGCCGUUCUGUCUGCACUGGUACCACUUUUGUUUCCUUUGCCCCAUAUUAUCUCAGUGCUGGGGCUGGUGAGCCAGAGCCCCAACUGGCACAGACUAACAAAGCCCAGCUAGUUUAAACAGCAUUUUACACAAUGCUGACAUUGAAAUUAUGUCCAUUACCCUGAUUUACUAAAAUGUUUUUCUUUCUGUAUUUUGAGUUUAGGAUUUUUUUAAAUUCACACAAAGUAUAUUUGUUUUUAAGUUGAAUACAGGUAGCAGUUUAAAAAACAGAUUUUAUUGAAGUCCCUAGGUUGCUAUUAUAGGCCAAGACUUCAUGAAAGUGGGCAUGAAAUAGCAAAGCCUGGGGAAAGCUAGAAUUUAUCACUGAGUUGUUGCACAUUAUGCCAUUUGCAGACUUUAAAAUCUAAAAUUAUGCAGAAGUGGCUAGGAAGUAAGAAGGUAAAAUUUGCUCUUUUCCUCCUUUACUGAUACAGAUAAAAAUGUGCACCUAGUUGCUAUUAGACGUGAUAAAGAAAUCCUUUUAGAUAGUUUGUUAUACGUAAAUGGGUAAAAUUCCUGCUUGUGUUGAAGAUUAGAACAUUAUGAGUUACUUACUGCCAGGUCAAGGUAUAAGUGGGUUUCUCAGCAGUGAGCUUUGUCCAAAGAGCUGAGUAUAACUCAUGAGAAAACUAAUCCUUAUGAGGUCCCUAAACUUGGUAAAUCCUCAUAAAUACAGGAGAAGUUUUGUCAUUACCAUACUCACAGGAUGAAUACUGGCUUUUGCUAGGCUAAAAAGCACAUUCUGACUAAAAUGAAUGUACUUCAGGCCUGCUGCAUCAUUCUGAGAAAACAGUCUCUCUGCAUACGUAAUACUUGAUCUUUUCUCAGGAGCCUAGCACUGCAGGCUUUAAGAAAAGUAUAUGAUGAGUGAAGAAAACACCAAAUGACACACUUGGUGUGUACAGCAAGGUACUAGAACUGUACUUGGGCAUUUAAGUAGUAUGACUUUCUUGUUCCUGUCAUCUUUUCUGAAUUGUGACUAUCUAUAGUCCCUACGUGCACCAGGAUAGAAUCAGAAGGAUAGAGGGUUUUUAGUUCUUGGAGUUUUCUUAUUUUAAUUAGUAUAUAUUUGUUUGAAUAUGAAGUCAAAACUUUUGACCAAAGCUCCAUUCAAUUAUUUCUCUACUUGCAGUGCUAAAAAUGAAGCAGAGAGCCUUUGAGAUAUGACUGUCUGCUUCUUCAAAGUAUGAAUGCAAAAAAACCCCGUACCUACAGCAGAACAACCAGCUCUCCACCCCCUGUGGUUUCCUCAAUCUUUUCAGCUAUUAUGUGGGAAACUUUUCUGUAACAGGUCUUAAUGCUGUGAUUAGGUAAUGGAGACCACAUUGCCACAAAAUAGCAGGAGUGUGUGGGGAGACCAGGAAGAGAGCAGUCUUCUCUAAAAAUUAAUAGUGAAAGCAUGAUGAAAAUUGACUUCCCUUUUUUUAACUGUAAGCUUUCUCAGUAGCAGGAAAACAGAUCCAGCACUUAAAGGCUUGGGCAUUUUUUGCUUUUCUUUCAUUUGUUCUGUUUUGUUUUUUCAACUAGUGAGAGAACCACUGGCUUGUUAGUAGCGUGCCAAGCCCAGUAUUUGAUAGAAGAAGUAAAGAAGGUUUAUUUCUUAAGCAAGGAACUGAACAGCUUAAUUGGGCCACUAGCUUUUAUAGUUCUUCUUUCUUCCAACAAAUAGGAAGUAAUCUGCAGUGCAUAUUCUGUAAUUAGCAUGGCAUCCACCCUCAGAGCAGGUUUUCUUGCCUUGCUCUUCUGUAUAAAGUUGGUCUUUCUAAACUGUGGAACAUUGCUUGGGAACAUUCUGUGAAGAUGGUGGCUUCAGGAGAUGCCAAUGUCCAUGUUGUUUAAUAGGGGACUUGUAGAGAUGGAAUUGAGCAAGGUCACCUUGCCUUCAAAACUUGUGCUGCUUCUUGCACUGUUCUUGCACUGUUCUUACAGGAUGUUGAGCGCUUUUAAGACUUAAGAAUGCUACCUUUUCAAACUACCACUGAGAAAUGUUGCAGCGUGUUGUAAAGCUGAACUCAAAGUUCAUGCCAAAAUUUUACCUCUAAGGAUGCAAUAGAUCGUUACACGUAAACAAAUACACAGCUGGAUGAUAAUUUCUUGUUUGACAAGCAUAGAAGAUGGUUCUUAUUUUUAGUAAUUGUAGAGGACAAGCAACUAACUUUGGCCCUCAAAUUUAGAAAUGGAGAAGUGGUAGGUAGUUUUUGUUUGAUUUAUUUGGCUCGUUGAUUGGUGAUGAUGGGUUGGGUUUCUUUGUCUUUGUUUAGUGGCUGACAUUUAUAAACAACUGACCUGUAUACAGGUAGCAGUCUUUGUGACUCCCAGAUAACAGCACCCUUGCUCUGUGUACUCUAUAUGAACUGCUUAUUUUCUUAAACUGCACUAGUCUGAAGUUUUUGGGUCCUUUUUCUUUAGAAGUGCUUUCAGCUGUUUUCUUCAGUGUCUAGCAGUUGCAUAUUCUCAGGGAUAUUACUUAGCCAUGGCAAAAUAAGAGUAAUCACAGCCUUACCCUAGGAGAGUCAGACUGCUUUUUGAGAAAUAAGUACAUCUGGGUACAGAACUCUGAUGCAGCUCAUGACACAGACAAUGUCUGUCCAGUGCACAUCCUUGCUGAGACAUGGUAAAUCCCAAAGCAAUCUGAAAAGAAGUGCUAUCUAGUGCUGUAUAAUGGCUGUCAGCAUAUUUUGUAGAGAUCAUACACACAUCUUUGUAGUACAGUGCUGUUGGCAUUAGAGCAGAGCUCCUAAAUGGUUUCAGUCGAGUUCUGCUUAGCACUGGGAGGCUUUUAUUUAUUUUAUUUAUUACGUAUUUCGUUUUAAAGCAAACUGUGCUUUGGAGCCCCCUCUGCUAUUUUAAGACACUGCACUCAGUUGCAUCCUGAAGUUCUCUGACAUUACAGUUGUAGAGUAUGAAUUGCAUACUCGAGUGCUUUAGCGCUAAGGUCUCAUUGAAACAUUUUGUCUUGAUACUGUUGUAAUAUGAGUCUCCCUUCAACAAAUGCACUUAAAGUUAAGGACUGCAAACCUUCACUGACAAACCUUUUGUAAAGCAUCAUCAGGAUUUAGGUUGCAGUCAUUUGCUUUAAAAAUGUUUCACAGAUUGAACAUUGUCACUUGCUCGGCUGGCCACACAGAAGUAUGCCCAAAAUGUGCUCCAGUUGUUUGUGAUGUGUUUUGGCAAAGAGAUGUGGACCACUGUAGAGAAUGGUAUUACCUGUGUGCUUACGCUGGAGCCUCUCACCAUCUCUUUUUAUCGUUGAUUCAGCUUUUGUGAAAAGCUUUAAAGACCCCUGAAUUGUAGAACCAAAAAACAUCAUUAGCACACUCCCACCUUUCUAUCUUUCCUCUUCCCCACUUGUUCCCCACUCCUUCCCUUCCUCCCAUUUGUCACCUUCUUUGCUGUCAGAGCUGUUGCUGUCCAGCCAAAGCAUCUCCAUAGCAGUGUGAAGUAGGAGGUUUUAUAAGUCAUUAAAUGGGAAACUUUGAAAAGCAGAUCUGAAUUCUGUGGCAAGGACAGAGUUGGAUGGAGAACGUGCUGCUUUUCUUUGAAGCUUUGCCCUGGUUGAGAUACUCUGCUCGGACAACCAUGCCAAUUUCAUUGAUUAAAUUUAAAUCAGGACAUUUCAAAAUUGGCAGCUCUACCUCUUAGGAGUGAAAGCAUUCGGGUUUUGUAUUUUUAAUGGGCUUAUUUCUCUUCUGUUUGCAUGCAUAGUACCGAUAACGAAACAGAGAGGAGGGGGGAAUUCAUAAUUGAAUUCCUACCUUUUUGCUGCCUUCAGUAGCCCCUUGGUGAGCAAACCCUGCACACUUUGAUGUCCUGCAUGCUCUGGUAUGAAAUCACCCAUGUGCAGUGGGGAGACCAGAGCACGAACUCCACCUCUGAGCAAACCCGUUCAGCAGCUCAUCCUACUCAGUUCACACAAGGAUUUAAGCACUUGCUUUGAAGUUUGAGCACAGGCAUAUGUUUCACUGACAGACUUCUUACAUUGGCAUGCAUUUCUUCAAAAUGUGGCCUUUCACUGGCAUCUGUUAAUAUCCCUUUCUUGGUGUAGUAUUCUGUGUGUGUGCACCCCCAUACUCUGGAUGUGCUAAAGAGUUUUUAAAGUUUGUAUUUGAGAAAGAAUCAGGAUAUGGAAACAAGGAAGUUUCAUGUUUGUUUACUUUAUUGUGCACUGCAGCAUUUAGUGAUCCCAAAUACAUUAUUUGAUUCCUUCAUUUAAAGCCACCUUCAAAUUUGGUGAUUUUUGUCUACUUGAAACAAAACAAACAAAUUGCAUUCUGGAAUAUGGUGACUGAACUGAAAACCAAAGCAGCUUGCUUUUGUGGUUUCCAUUUCUAUUUUCUUGCAUUUUUCAAUCCAGUUUUGGGCAUUCAUUUUAUUAAUGUCAAGCUGGGCUUACAGUGAGCCUUACUGAGAUAUAAGAUGAAGAGAAGGUAUAUUGCUUCACACUUUAAUUCUAAGGGCUUGUUCAUGCCCCAGAAAUCACCUCCACCAGCGUAAGCAUUGCACAAAUUGUGCUGUCAUAAGCAGUUCAAUCUUGAAAUACUUUGGAGUUUCCAAUCUGCAUCAUCUCUCACGUGAUACAGCAUCUGUUUUUUUUUGGUGUUAUUUUUGAAUAUUGUUAAGACUUCUGCCAGACUUUUUUAUUAUUUCACUGUAAUAAACUUAUUUUAAAUAAGCAUGUUUUAAAAUCUCACUUCUUUCUUGCAUGGAUUUGGUUUUUUAUUACAACAGAGGGCCUAAAGUGCCAUUCAGGACUGCAUCUGUUCUAGAUACUGUGUGAACAGUCAAAAACAGUAUGUUUCUGGUUCAUAGAAACUGCCUGUAUGUAUCUUUGUAUGAAGAAUGUUAACACACAUGGAGCCUGUUUUGAUUACGAGAAUAAAAGCUGCAUCGGCAACA
This is a messenger RNA of Meleagris gallopavo (turkey), 6738 nucleotides long. Lineage: Eukaryota; Metazoa; Chordata; Aves; Galliformes; Phasianidae. The record is from RefSeq and is a predicted model, not a curated record.